This is a messenger RNA of Neoarthrinium moseri, 1059 nucleotides long. RefSeq lists its product as uncharacterized. Bases 1 to 1059 code for a protein of 352 amino acids. The transcript has 4 exons. Gene Ontology annotation, cellular component: cytoplasm. Lineage: Eukaryota; Fungi; Ascomycota; Sordariomycetes; Amphisphaeriales; Apiosporaceae. The record is from RefSeq and is a predicted model, not a curated record.
AUGGCACCAAACGCCGUUACUCUUAGAAAGCUAGGUAAAAAUGGGCCUAAUAUCCCAGCCAUUGGCUUUGGGAUGAUGGGCAUGUCCUUCAUGUACGGGGCUGCUCCCAGCGACGAGGAGCGCUUUGCAGUACUGGACCGUGCCCUAGAACUGGGUGCAACGCACUGGGACACCUCCGAUAUGUAUGGUGAUAGCGAAGAGCUUCUGGGCAAAUGGAUCAGACGGUCUGGAAAAAGGAGUCAGAUCUUCCUCGCCACAAAGUUCGCAUUCGUGAAGGGCGCGGCCGAUUGGGCGCUCGACACUUCCUACGAGUAUACUAAGAAGGCUUGCGACGAGAGUUUGAGGAUUCUUGGAACAGAUCAUAUUGAUCUUUACUACAUGCACCGGGCCAACCCAAACACCCCAAUCGAGGAAACUAUGAAGGCACUUGCCGAGCUUAAAGCUGAGGGCAAGAUCAAAUACAUAGGUCUGUCGGAAGUCAGCUCUAACACCUUGCGUCGCGCAUGCAAGGUUGCACAUGUCGAUGCGGUCCAAAUCGAGUACUCGGUCUUCGAACGGGAUGUCGAGGGGCCCAGUGGUACAUACCUUCUCCAGACGGCGCGCGAGCUCGGCGUCGCAAUUGUUUGUUAUUCCCCGCUGGGACAAGGGCUGCUUACGGGCGCCCUCAAUCAAAAGGACGCAAUCACGAAGGAAGGCGACUGGAGAGCUGGGUUUCCACGCUUUUCGGGUGAAAAUUACGAGGCCAACGUGCAACUUGUCAACAAAUUCAAAGCAAUUGCCGAUCGGAAGCAUAUCACCCCGGGCCAGCUUGCCCUGGCUUGGCUGCUCAAGCAAGGUGAUGAUAUUUUCCCUAUCCCGGGCACAAAGCGGAUCAAGUAUCUGGAGGAGAAUUGGGCUGCGCUCAAGGUCCAGCUCACGGAUGGCGAGGUUGCCGAGGUUCGCACCCUCGUGGAGACCACGAAUGUGGCUGGAGCGAGACAUCUCGAAGCAGCCCUGUCACAGUGCUUGGCCGACACGCGAGGUUCUGGUUAUGGUCCUCAGAAGCUUAGCAUGGAUUAA